GGAGCUGCGCGGCGACGGCAGCGGAGGGGGAGCGGUCGGCUGUAGCGGCGGCGAAGCGCGCUUAGCUGCGGCAGAACAGAGAGUGGCGGCCCGCCCAGGAGACCUAUCCGGUCCGUGUGUUGCAGAGCUUAACAGAAUCCCUUCAGCACGGUGCCACCACAGUGGGUGUUCAGCCCAAAGCCCCGAGCUGUGUCCCUCAGCAGUGCCGCUGCUGGAAGAUCUCUGCUUUCCUCUCCUGCCCCAACGCUUCAACCCUUGGCCAAUCCGUGAGAGAGCCGUGAUGGACGAGUACAGGCUGUUUGUUUUGUAGGAGGGGCUAAAAGCUCCAUAACCUCAGGGCAAAGCUGCUGAGUGCUCAGACUGAGUUCCAGUCUGUGCAAGCAGGAAAUCAGAUACGUGGAAACAUGUCUGGGAAGCCAGUUCUGCACUAUGCCAAUAUACGAGGCCGAAUGGAGCCAAUAAGGUGGCUACUAGCAGCUGCUGGAGUGGAGUUUGAAGAAAGAAUUCUGAAAACAAAGGAUGAUCUCCAAAAGUUAAGGACAGAUGGAUUCCUGCUGUUCCAGCAAGUGCCCAUGGUGGAGAUCGAUGGGAUGAAGUUGGUGCAGACCAGAGCCAUCCUCAACUACAUAGCAGGGAAAUACAAUCUCUACGGGAAGGAUCUGAAGGAGAGAGCCCUAAUUGACAUGUAUGUGGAAGGACUGGCAGAUCUGAAUGAGUUAAUCUUGCACCAUGAGUUCAAACCAGCUAAUGAAAUGGAGAAAGACCUUGCUAAUAUUUUGGACAAGGCCACAAACAGAUACUUGCCAGUCUUUGAGAAGGUUUUGAAAGACCAUGGGCAUGACUUUCUUGUUGGCAACAAGCUGAGCAAAGCUGAUGUGCAUUUACUGGAAAACAUUUUAUGGUUGGAAGAGUUGAAGCCCGAUGUACUUGCAAAAUUUCCCCUCUUGCAGAGUUUUAAAGCAAGAAUGAGCAAUAUGCCCAACAUCAAGAAAUUCCUGCAGCCUGGCAGCCCAAAGAAACCAAUCGUUCAGGAAAAGGAUGUACCAGCUGUGUUAGCCAUUUUCAGUUGAGCAGCAGCCUAACUGUGCUGUAACUCCAUUCAAUUGUCUUUUGUGUUUCCUGAGAAGCUAAGUGAAAUGAAUUAAAUUAGUUUAAUUUCACUAGUUUCAUUUCCACAUUGGCAAAUGAAGUUCUUAACUCAGUAGUCUCAAACUUAACAUACUGUCUUAAAUACUUCAUGACCUUUACAGAAAUAAAGUUGACGUUAAAAUGUA
Molecule: messenger RNA, 1274 nt
Organism: Gallus gallus (chicken)
Lineage: Eukaryota; Metazoa; Chordata; Aves; Galliformes; Phasianidae
Product: glutathione S-transferase class-alpha
Exons: 9
Coding region: 405-1070 (221 amino acids)
Biological process (GO): xenobiotic metabolic process; glutathione metabolic process
Molecular function (GO): glutathione transferase activity
Source: RefSeq, a predicted model, not a curated record